Archocentrus centrarchus (flier cichlid) is the source of this 1449-nucleotide messenger RNA. Its product is annotated as protein phosphatase 1K, mitochondrial. NCBI's taxonomy places the organism in Eukaryota, Metazoa, Chordata, Actinopteri, Cichliformes, Cichlidae. Gene Ontology annotation, biological process: protein dephosphorylation. The record is from RefSeq and is a predicted model, not a curated record. The transcript has 9 exons. Gene Ontology annotation, molecular function: cation binding; protein serine/threonine phosphatase activity. The coding region runs from base 167 to 1285 and encodes 372 amino acids.
CGAGCCCCUGAGCUUUGACAGCAACACCCCAAGAACGGCUGAGGGCUCGAAGCAGCUGAGGGAACUUUGGACACCUGUUGCUACAGAGGCAACACAAGAAGUUCACCACCUGGCCAGGUGAUUCCUCCUCUUGUAAAAUCUCCACAGCUGUUAAAGUCGCUCAGUCAUGUCAUCUGCACUGCUGUUCAAUAUGCUGCGUUGUGGACGCUCCACAUUCGCCAGACAAACCUUCCUCACUGCACGAUCCUCAUCGGAAACCUCCGCGACAUCCGGGCAGGUGGGUGGGGCAUUGUUUGGGGUGGUGGGCGUGCGGCAGACAAGUGAUGUAAGCUUCCGUCCAGUGACCUGGGACUCAUUCGGGAUUUGGGACAACCGGAUAGAAGAGCCAAUACUGCUGCCCUCCAGUAUCAGAUAUGGAAGACCGAUUCCACAGGUCAGUCUGUCUCGAGUUGGCAGUGCGUCUGUUUUGGGUCUCAGGAAACAGAACGAGGACCGUCUCCGCAUCGCUCGUAUCAAUGAGAACCUGCUGUACUUCGCUGUGUUUGACGGCCACGGUGGCCCCCACGCUGCUGACUACUGCUACACCUUCAUGGAGAAAUUUAUCAGAGACGCUUUGGAAGAAGACGAUGACCUGGAGAAAGUUUUAAAGAAAGCCUUUUUAGAUGCUGACAAGGCUCUACACACGCAUCUCAGCUACUUCAAUAAUGCCUCCUUCCUGACAGCCGGCACCACAGCAACGGUUGCUUUGCUGCGUGAUGGUGUGGAGCUGGUAGUCGGCAGCGUUGGUGACAGUCGGGCGAUGUUGUGCAGGAAUGGACAAGCCAACAAGCUCACCACAGACCACACACCUGACAGCGAGGACGAGAGACACCGGAUCCAGAGGUUCGGAGGUUACGUGACAUGGAACAGCGUGGGUCAAGCUAACGUUAACGGGAGGCUCGCCAUGACGCGGAGCAUUGGAGACUUCCACCUGAAAGCUAGCGGUGUCAUCGCAGAGCCCGAUACCCAACGACUCACCGUCAAACAUGCCAAAGACUCCUUCCUGACUUUGACCACAGAUGGCAUCAACUUCCUGCUGAGUGAUCAGGAGAUAUGUGACAUCAUCAACCAGUGCCAAGACCCCACAGAGGCUGCUGAUGUCAUCGCUCAGCAGGCGCUGCAGUAUGGCUCAGAGGACAACGCCACUAUCAUUAUCAUCCCAUUCGGAGCCUGGGGGAGACAUCAGAGCUCUACCACCAUCUACAGCAUGAGCAGAAACUUUGCUUCAAGUGGGAGAUGGGCGUAGACAGCACAAAGAAACAAUACAUUUAUGAAGCUCUGAAAUUAAGUUGAAGGAUUUUAAGGAUACAAAAAUAUUUUUUAUACUCAAAAUGAUUCAUAACCCCAAUACAAAUUCAUUUGAAAUAUGUUAGCAUCAGAGUUCCCGUGUUAGCGCCCAGCUGACUAGUC